GGGAUCUGCACCCAUACGUUACAUUUCCGUGCGCCAGUGCCGUCACGGCACUUACAUCCCUAGCAGCAUGGGACGACAGGGACUCUUAUCAAGCGGCUUCCUAUCGCCAGUACACGCGAUCCGACACGCGACUUGCGGGCUGCUGAAGACGGCUUUUAUCUUCGGCUUGCCACUUUGGAUAGGACGAAAGAGAUAGUAUAAGGAGGGUGCUAGGUACCCGGCUGAUGCCCUACACGCUUAUACCCUAGUAACGUCGCGUGUUACGAUCCUAGUUGCGACACAGCUCAAUCUCGCAAUUGCGUACGGUAGAGCACCAUGGCGACUGCAUCGGACAAUGGAGCAAUCACUCCGCCGGAUGCCGAAAAAGAGGUCGUUGUCGACGCGCCACCCGCGGAGAUGAUAAAGCAUGUCGACGAGAAGAUCCUGAAGCAUUCGCAUGAUGCCGAUGCGGCGCUGAAGGCGUUCGAGGGGUACGAGGGACAGACGAUUGAAUUGACGGAGGAGACGAGGAAGAGGUUGUUGAGGAAGAUUGAUAUGCAUUUGAUGCCUAUCCUAUGCGUAGUAUACGGCCUUAACUAUCUCGACAAGACAACCCUCAGCUACGCCAGUGUCAUGGGCCUCAAACUCCCCUAUUCAGACGACAAGCUCAACAGCGGUAUCGGUAUUACGGGCUCGGAGUACUCAUGGCUAGGGUCUAUGUUCUAUUUUGGCUACCUGGCAUGGGAAUACCCUACCAAUCGAUUGCUGCAGCGUCUACCGUUGGGGAAGUAUUCGGCUUUCAACAUCAUCAUGUGGGGAAUCGUGCUGUCAUGCUUCGCGGCUGUGGAGAACUACGCUGGAGCAAUUGCAAUUCGUUUCUUCUUGGGCGUGUUCGAGGCUGCAGUCACGCCGGGCUUCGCGCUGUUUACAUCCCAAUGGUAUACGAGGACCGAGCAAGGUUCCCGCACUGGUAUUUGGUUCAGCUUCAAUGGCUUCGCUCAGAUCUUCGGCGGUCUCGUCGCCUACGGAAUAGCUGUCGGAUGCCGCAAGCACGGCACGAGCCUCGAACCGUGGAAGAUUGUCUUCCUUGUCACAGGGCUUCUCACUUCCUCCAUCGGAAUCAUCUUCCUCUGGGUCGUUCCGGAUAACCAGUUGAAUUGUCGCUGGCUCAGCAAGGAAGACCGGAUCCUUGCUAUCGAGCGCAUCAGGAUGAACGGUCAGGGAGUCGGGAACAAGCACUUCAAGCUUUAUCAGUUGAAAGAAGCACUACUUGAUCCACUAGCUUGGGCCUUCUUCUUCUAUGCUUUGAUUGCGGAUAUUCCUAAUGGUGGCAUAUCCAACUUCUUCUCGCAGCUCAUCGUUGGAUUCGGAUACACGCCCGAAGAAUCGCUGCUGUACGGUACGCCGGGUGGUGCCGUCGAAGUUGUUGCACUCAUCGCUUGUGGGUGGGCUGGAGACAGGUACGGGUACCGCAUCCUUAUCUCCAUGAUCGGUCUUACGCUCGCACUCAUCGGCAUGAUCCUCAUCGUCGCCCUCCCGCUGUCUCAAAACAGCGGACGGCUCGCCGGCUACUACCUUACGCAAGCUAGCCCUACGCCCUUCGUCGCCAUUCUCAGUCUCAUCAGCAGCAAUAUCGCUGGCUACACGAAGAAGACCACCGUUGCCGCUAUGUACCUCAUUGGGUAUUGCGCAGGGAACAUCAUCGGACCGCAGACAUUCCGAGCCAAAGACGCGCCCCGCUACGUCCCCGGCGAAAUCACCAUUAUCGUCUGCUACGGCGUAUGCCUCGGCAUCCUCCUCUUCAUCCACGUAUAUUGCGUCAUGCAAAAUAAGAAGAAGGUUAAUAUUAGAGCGGCCCCGGAGUACGUCAAGCUGGACAACCAGGAGUGGCUUGAUCUUACGGAUAAAGAGAAUCCAGAGUUUAUUUACACGCUGUGAGAGUGGGGUGCUGGAAGACUAGACACGGGUUCGGGGAUGGAUAGGCGUAGCAUCGCCCAGAAGAGAUGGAUAAGAAGUAGAGGAAGCGCAAAUGAAUACUAUUUUGCAUCGA
Molecule: messenger RNA, 2029 nt
Organism: Trematosphaeria pertusa
Lineage: Eukaryota; Fungi; Ascomycota; Dothideomycetes; Pleosporales; Trematosphaeriaceae
Product: membrane transporter
Exons: 10
Coding region: 316-1917 (533 amino acids)
Biological process (GO): allantoate transport; transmembrane transport; tripeptide transport
Cellular component (GO): plasma membrane
Molecular function (GO): dipeptide transmembrane transporter activity; allantoate transmembrane transporter activity
Source: RefSeq, a predicted model, not a curated record